AUGAGCAAUAUUUAUAUACAAGAACCACAUACAAAUGGUAAAGUUAUUUUACAUACUACUUCGGGUGAUAUUUCAAUAGAGUUAUUUUCAAAGGAAACACCGAAAACUUGUCGUAACUUCAUACAACUCUCACUCGAAGGAUAUUACGAUAAAACAAUUUUUCACAGAAUUGUUCCUGGUUUUAUUGUACAAUGUGGAGAUCCAACUGGUACAGGGCAUGGACCUUUUGUUGAUGAACUUCACACACGUUUAAGAUUUGUAAGGCGUGGACUUGUGGCUAUGGCUAAUGCAGGAAAAAAUGAUAACCGUAGUCAAUUUUUCAUCACUCUGGAUAGAACUGACGAAUUACAAAACAAGCAUACGAUAUUUGGAAAGGUAGUGGAUGAUACAAUAUUCAAUGUUUUAAAAAUUGGCGAGCUUGAGGUUGAUGAGAAUGAACGACCUCUUUAUCCACCUCAAAUAAUCUCAACAGAAGUUGUUUGGAAUCCUUUUGAUGAUAUCAUUCCACGUAUCAGUGUUUUACAAGAAAAUUUGGUUCAACAACCUCAAGUCGAAGCAAAGAAAAAGAAAUUAAAAAAAAAUGUGGCAUUAUUAUCAUUUGGUGAAGAGACAAAUGAUUUUGAAAGCGGAAACAAUCCUAACCUAAAAAUUAAAAGUAUUCAUGAUUUAGUCGAGAAUGAUCCAAGAUUAAGCAAAGAACCCGCAGUUACUGAUUUUGAUUUAAAACGGAUUGAAUCUGAUAAGAAAAUGAGACAAAAUGUAAAAAGGUUACACGAAUCAAUGAAAUCAGACAAUUCUUUGGAAAAAAGUCCACAAUUAUCUAAAAAAGAUGCAGUUCGACAAGAGAUUGAACAAGUAAAAGAUGAUAUUAGAAAAAUAGAUCAACGAAAAAAAUUAGAGAAUGCCAAGGAAUCUAAAAAAAAAGAUAAAAAAAGAUCAUAUAUAGAACUUCAAAGGGAACAAUAUUUGGUUUCAGGUAAAGCACAUGCAACUAAAAAGAAAAAAGAGAAUCAGGAUUUAACUUUGGAGAAAUUAAAAGCUUUUCAGGACAAACUUGAUUCUGUGUUGCCUUCCGAAGAAAAUUUAAAAAAGAAAGUUGAAGAAGUAAAUUUAUGCCUUCUUCACUCAGUGCCUGAUUGUUUGUCUUGUAGGGAUACAUUUGGCGAGCAUAAAGAAGAGGAAACUGAUGAAGGAUGGUUAUCGCAUCUUCUUGUCUUUGAAAAAGAUCUUAAAGGCAAAGAUUUAAUGCAGAGAAGAGACGACCCUGAUGAUUAUGUGGUAAUUGAUCCUAGAGUGCGUAAGAAACAAGCCGUUGAAGACGUAAAAGCAAAGAGAUCACAAAGCAACAAUAUAAGUGAUGUUUUUCAUAAAGAUAACCAUAAACGUAGUAGAGAUCACGAUAAAGACAGAAAUCAAGAUGCAGACAGAUACAAUAAAGCUAGAAAAUUUGACGAUAAAGAACAAGAUUACAGUAAAAGCAGAUACAAAGAGAGCGACAGAGACCGUGAUAGGGAUCGUGAUAGAGGUUAUGAGAGGGAUCGUGAUAGGGACAGUCAAAUGGAAUUUUGGAAACCAGGAACAAUUGCUCCAGGGGCAAGCAUUGACCGUGAGACAGAAAAAGAAACAAACGAAAAUAUUUUUGCAUUUAUAGGCAAUCCAUUAUUGUAUCUUGUUGAAAAAUUCGAAACAACAAUUAUAGUUGGUCAAACUGGCUGUGGAAAGACUACACAAUUACCACAAUAUCUUUAUGAAGCAGGUUGGGCAGCAGGUGAUAGAACAAUAGCAUGCUCCCAGCCCCGUCGUGUGGCUGCUAUAUCAGUUGCAGAUCGAGUGGCGACAGAAAUGAAUGUAAAACUUGGUGAGGAGAAAAAACGUCCCGAGUUAAAACUUAUAAUUUCAUCGGCUACCAUUGAUGCCAAAGUAUUUUACGAUUUUUUUAAUACAAAUAAAUCCAACGAUCCUACAAAGGAUAAUGUAUCGAUAAUAUCGUUGGAGGGGAAAAUGUUUCCUAUUGACAUACAAUAUUUAUCAGAGCCUUGUUCAGACUACGUUGAAAAAACUAUUCAAACCAUAUUUGAUAUACAUGUAAAGGAGCCACCUGGUGAUAUUCUUGUCUUUUUAACUGGUCAGAAUGAAAUUAAUCGUGUCGCGGAAGAAAUUUUAGAAAGAGCUACCACAUUACCACGUUCUGCUAUGGAAAUAAUUACAUUACCUAUUUAUGCUGGUUUACCAUAUGAGCAACAAUUAGAAAUAUUUAAAACAACACCUUAUAAUACACGCAAAGUAGUUGUCGCCACAAAUAUAGCAGAAGCAUCAAUAACCAUCGAAGGAAUCGUGUAUAUUAUUGAUUGUGGCUUUGUCAAACUACGAGCAUACAAUCCAAAAACUGGUAUGGAAAGUUUAACUGUCUCUCCGAUAUCGAAAGCAUCAGCUCGACAAAGAGCUGGACGUGCAGGGAGGUUAAAACCUGGAAAAGCGUAUAGACUUUACACGGAAGAUUCAUUUUAUCAAUUCCGAGACGAUAGUGUUCCAGAAAUACAAAGGAGUAAUUUAGCUCAAUUUAUACUUCACCUAAAAGCUCUAGGCAUUGAUAACGUUCUACGAUUUGAUUUUAUAUCGCCACCUCCUUCUGAUUUGAUGAUACGUGCUUUGGAGUUAUUAUACUCAUUGAAGGCACUUGAUGAUUAUGGAAGGUUGACAAUGCCGCUAGGAAUGCAGUUGGCUGAAAUUCCAGUUGACGCUAUGCUUGGAAAAAUCUUAUUAGAUUCUUACAAGUAUCAAUGUGGCGAAGAAAUACUAACAAUAGCAGCAAUGCUAUCAGUACAAAAUGUAUUUAUUAUGCCAUCAAAACCUUCAAAAGAAUUUGAAGAUGAGAGAAGGAAAUUUGCAGUCGAAGAAGGCGAUCAUAUCACAUUAUUAAAUGGAAAAAAAUCUCGUAGAUGGUGUUAUGAUCAUUCAUUAAAUUUUCGUGCAUUAUCAAGAGCUUUAUCAAUCCGUCAUCAAUUACGAAAAUAUAUGGAAAGGUUUGAUGUUCCAGUUGAAUCUUGUGGCACCGGGAAUAAGGAUAAUAUUGUAAAGAUACGCAAGUGUCUUGUUAGUGGAUAUUUUGCCAACGCAGCUAAAAUGUUGCCUGAUGGAAGUUUUCAAACUAUUAGAAAUAAUGCCAUUUUACAUGCUCAUCCAUCAUCUGUCUUAUUUAAUCGUAACGCCUCUUGGGUUAUUUUUCAUGAAGUUGUUGAAACAACAAAGCCUUAUAUGCGUGACAUGACAGUUAUAGAUCCAGCUUGGUUAUCUGAAUUAGCCCCUCAUUUUUACAAAUUCAAAAAAUGA
This is a messenger RNA of Entrophospora sp. SA101, 3330 nucleotides long. The record is from the annotation of a GenBank genome assembly. Lineage: Eukaryota; Fungi; Glomeromycota; Glomeromycetes; Entrophosporales; Entrophosporaceae.